Drosophila sulfurigaster albostrigata is the source of this 1130-nucleotide messenger RNA. RefSeq lists its product as uncharacterized. The transcript has 3 exons. NCBI's taxonomy places the organism in Eukaryota, Metazoa, Arthropoda, Insecta, Diptera, Drosophilidae. Bases 52 to 831 code for a protein of 259 amino acids. The record is from RefSeq and is a predicted model, not a curated record.
UCGUUGUAGCAACCUCAGUUUCAUUUCAGACCUUGACGCGAUCACCACGAAAUGCAAGUGAAAUUUAUGUACGCAGUCUGCUUGCUGCUGCCACUUGUGGCAAGCACCGCGGCGACGCCAACGCAAACGGAUACGCGUAUCUCAUGGAUAGCUCAACUAAAGCAACUCCAUCAUCAGUUGCAUAAUUGCCUGCAAUCCGGUGGCAGCUUGGGAUUGUGGUCCUGCUUCCGUUCACGCAGUCUGCGCAUCUUUGAGGAUGUCAUGAGCUCCGAUGUGAUUCCACUCUUCGAAGGCGUGCGUCUAGUUGCUGCCACAAAUGCCACGAAUGGCCAGGCGCGACAUGCAGGCGAUGAUCGCAAGGAUCUGAAGCAUCUCACUUGGUUUGAUCAACUGGCCAGCAGCUUGGCCAAGAGUUUGACCACGCACACGCUACAAGUGAAUCUGGUGAAGCUCACAGAGCGCUAUCUGAGCAGUGAUGCGCCUGCAACUCAAGCGGAUUCCAUGGGCAGCGCUCGUCUUAGACGCCAUCGCUUCAACAUGAUUAUCACCAUGAUGUUUGGCGUCACAGCUCUGGGCGCUGUCCUGGUGCCCAUGGGCUUCCAGAUGCUUUCAAUAGUCAGCGGCAAAGCUUUGCUGUUGGCCAAAAUGGCGUUGCUGCUGGCCUCGAUCAACGGUUUGAAGCGGGUGGCCAACACGGGACUGCAUUAUGGUCUAUAUCAUGUGCCUGGCGAGCACUUGGGUGGCUACUACGAUCGUGGUGAUCUCAAUCAUCCACGCAAUGUUCCCAUUCCUGUGGCUGUGGCUCCCACCUUCGACAUGAGCGUCAAGUAAAACUAAAGUCAAUAGUUGUAGUUUGAAUUAGAGACAAUUAAAUACUUUCCCUUUAAAUAUUAACAGCCAAUAAAUGGCUAACAUUUUAGGCCAAGUUGGCAGCUUUGUUGCGAAACAAAAGCUUGCAAAGCUUGCGGUGUGGUGAAUUUCUGCUGCGCGGUAAAGUUUGCAAAUGGAAAUGUCAAGCAAAAGUAUUUUAUGAAAAAUGUAUUAGGAAAUUACUAAAAACAAUAAUAUAAAAAUAUAUUAAAUUAUGCGAAUUUUGUGUAUGAAAAAUAUAAGUUAAUAAAUAUUUCAAA